AGGAGUUCCUCAGGGUUCACUGCUGAGCCCUGUAGAGUUCGGGAACUUUACCCAGCAUCCUCUUCGCGCUCAACAUGGAGGAAUUGACGGUGGAGGUCCGUGGCUCCAAUGGAGCUUAUUAUAAGGGCUUUGUCAAAGAUGUUCAUGACGACUCUCUCUCCGUUUCGUUUGAAAAUAACUGGCAACCUGAAAGACAAGUCCCCUUCAGUGAUGUGCGGUUACCUCCUGCUGAUGGCAAAAAGGAGAUCAUCGAAGGAGAAGAAGUGGAGAUUUUCUCGCGAGCGAAUGAGCAGGAGCCCUGCGGCUGGUGGCUGGCUAAAGUGCGCAUGAUGAAAGGAGAUUUCUACGUGAUCGAGUACGCCGCGUGUGACGCAACCUACAACGAGAUCGUAACGUUCGAGCGUCUCCGCCCAGUCAACCGCAAUAAAGCCGUGACGGAGAACACAUUCUUUAAGUGUUCUGUUCCUGUGCCAGACGAUCUCAGCGCAGCAUGUGAGAGUGAACAAGCCCACAAGGACUUCAAAAAGGCGGUCGGAGCCAUCCGGAUUGUUUACAGCCCGGAGCACAGCGAACUGAUCGUGCUGUCCAUGAGCGAGGCCACCGUCAAGCGCGUCUCCCUGCUGAGUGACAUGCAUCUACGGAGCAUCCGCACUAAACUCAUGCUCAUGUCCAGGAACGAGGAGGCCACCAAACACCUUGAGAGUACAAAGCAGCUGGCCUCAGCGUUUCAAGAGGAGUUCACCGUGAGAGAAGACCUCAUAGGCCUCGCCAUCGGCAGCCACGGCAGCAACAUUCAGCAGGCCAGGAAGGUGCCGGGGGUGACCGCCAUCGAGCUGGACGAGGAGACUCGGACCUUCAGGGUCUACGGAGAGAGUACAGAGGCGGUUCAGAAAGCAAGAAAUUAUCUAGAGUUUCUGGAAGAUUCAGUGCAGAUUCCUCGCAAUCUUGUUGGGAAGGUUAUUGGAAAAAAUGGCAAGGUCAUCCAGGAGAUUGUCGAUAAAUCCGGUGUGGUGAGAGUGCGCAUCGAGGGCGACAAUGACAACAAACUCCCCCGACAGGAAGGAAUGGUGCCAUUUACAUUUGUUGGAACGAAGGAGAGCAUCAGCAAUGUGCAGGUUCUACUGGAAUACCACAUUGCUUACCUGAACGAGGUGGAGCAGCUGCGACUGGAGCGGCUGCAGAUCGACGAGCAGCUGCGUCAGAUUGGGAUGGGUCACAGGCCUGGCCCAAACCGGCCCGGCGACAAGGACAAGGGCUACGCCACUGAAGAGAGCACAACUAACACCACCCUGCACGUCAAUCGCUCCUACUCCGGCAGGGGCCGCGGACGCCGGGGGCCCGGAUACACGUCUGGCUACGGCACUAACUCUGAGCACUCGUACGCCUCUGAGACGGACUCUGAGCGUAAGGAGGAGCUGAGCGACUGGUCCCUGGCGGGAGAGGAGCCCGAGCGCAACCCCAGACAGCAAAGAGACAGCAGGAGGAGGCCGGGAGAGGGCCGGGGCAGAGCACGAGGAGGACCUGCAGGCAGAGGCCGCGCAUCGGGGCGGGGGGCGUCCAACUCCAUCAGCUCUGUCCUGAACGAUCCCGAUGGAAACCCAUACAGUCUGCUGGACAACACUGAGACGGAUCAGACGGCCGACACAGAUGCCAGCGACUCCCAGGUGAGCGUGAACCGCCGCAGACGCUCCCGCCGCCGCCGCACGGAUGAGGACACCACCGUCAUGGACGGCAUGAGCGAGUCCGACAACACCUCGCUCAGCGAGAACGGCCUGGAUGAAGCUGAAGCUAAACAAGAGCGGCGCAACCGUAGCCGUCGCCGUCGCCUCCGCCCUCCUGAGGAGAGGCAGCCAGUUACUGUGGCUGACUACAUAUCACGAGCUGACUCUCAAAGCAGACAGAGAAACCCCAGAGACCUGAGGAAGAACAAAAAGGACAUGGCUCAAGUGGAGCUGAUAUCGGAGCACAGCCCCGCUGAAGCGGAAGCGGUGAGCAACGGCCCCACCAAAGCAGACGAUCAUCAGAGCCAGGCCGUCGUCAACGGCCUCUCCUAAUCACUGCGACUCAUCACCUUUACAGUUUUACAAUAGUGCUUGUACAAGCUUGCCAAAGAUAGACGUACGGACUUCCACAUUCUCGAUUGCACUUUUCAGUUCCUUCGCAAUGGAACAGAUAAUUACAAUGGGAAAAAAAAAAAAUUAUGAGAUGACAAAAAAAAAAUACACACACACAAAAACAACCUAAGUCACACUUAUGUUCCUGAUCAGAUGUUGUGCCUUCAGAGCGUAGUUUCAACAUUAUGUUGGCUGGCUAUAGAGAAAACGAACAGAAAACAAACAAACAACUUGUCUGAAAGACUCCCAGACAUCCUUAGCUGCUUUUUGUUACGUUUUAAUAUGCAACCACUUCUUUGCGAGGGGUUAUGGGGGGAAAAGGAUGUUUUGCACUGAAUAGUCAUUUCUUGACCUUUAGAAUAAUGUUAGUCUGGAAACUGGUCUGCUAACUCUGUCCAUUUUAAAUGCUGUAUGUAAAACACUUCCUGAACGAUUGAAUUUGGGUUUCAUCUUUUGCCUGUUGGGUUGUAAUGGUGGCAACCGAGACUGUUUUGCUAAAGGAGCCUUUUUUUGGGUUUAUUUAUUUUAAAAUGUACAGUAUUUAAAAUUAACUAGGCAGUUGUUUUUAACACUAAGCUGUCAGAACUUCUUAGCUCGCAGAUUGCAAAUUUGGACUACUGAAAGAUCAAUUUCCAGAUGUUCUGUUCUGUAAACUACGUUCGUUAGUCUUUAUGGUUUUUUUUUAAAGAUCAUUCUGGUUGUUUGAUGUGCAAUAUGUUUUGUAUGCAGGUAGUUCAUAAAUAAACAUUUGAUCUUCCAGCCAACCUUUCAAAGUUGGUGUA
Messenger RNA from Rhinichthys klamathensis goyatoka, 2896 nucleotides. It is a transcript of the gene fxr1, whose product is annotated as FMR1 autosomal homolog 1. Gene Ontology annotation, molecular function: protein homodimerization activity; translation regulator activity; mRNA 3'-UTR binding. Gene Ontology annotation, biological process: regulation of modification of synaptic structure; regulation of mRNA stability; regulation of translation at postsynapse, modulating synaptic transmission. The transcript has 17 exons. Gene Ontology annotation, cellular component: neuronal cell body; axon; neuronal ribonucleoprotein granule. The coding region runs from base 75 to 2054 and encodes 659 amino acids. NCBI's taxonomy places the organism in Eukaryota, Metazoa, Chordata, Actinopteri, Cypriniformes, Leuciscidae. The record is from RefSeq and is a predicted model, not a curated record.